Messenger RNA from Pecten maximus, 587 nucleotides. RefSeq lists its product as uncharacterized. The record is from RefSeq and is a predicted model, not a curated record. The transcript is spliced from 3 exons. Bases 111 to 587 code for a protein of 158 amino acids. NCBI's taxonomy places the organism in Eukaryota, Metazoa, Mollusca, Bivalvia, Pectinida, Pectinidae.
GGUACAAAAACGUCAAGCAAAAGUCAUAACGGAAGAACAGAAGGAACAACUUUGGCAGCUGAAAAUUCUUGGAACUGACACACCGCAACAAUUGCUUGACACAUUGAUCUAUGUUCUUGGACUAUCUAUGUUAUGGACUUAAUUUAGCCUUGCGUGCUGGACAGGAACACAGAAAUGAGAGAACAGGACCUAAUUCCCAGAUAAAAAUUCUGAAAGGUGAAAGUGGACGCAAAUAUAUACAAUACAAUGAAGACGUGUCCAAAUACAAUUCUGGAGGUUUACACAGCCGAAAAAUGAAGGCCAAAUGCAUCAGGGUAUAUGAAAAUACAGAUAUGUCGAAUAGAUGUCAAGUGGCUAUUCUUGAGAAAUAUCUCAGUCUUCGAUGGAGAAAUUUCAAACGACACUCAUCCUCGGUCCCAGGUAAGAACCGCACUAACGCUUUUUCAUCUGAGACACAGGACGAACGACAGCAAGCCUUCGUGAAAUUAACUAGUAUUUCACUGCUUUUGACCCCAGACCUGACCAGUCAUAUCGAUGAAGACACCUUGCAGAUAUUCGUCAUGUUGGUUAGAUCCUUGGAGGCUUAG